Dromiciops gliroides (monito del monte) is the source of this 2280-nucleotide messenger RNA. It is a transcript of the gene GNL3L, whose product is annotated as G protein nucleolar 3 like. Gene Ontology annotation, cellular component: nucleolus. Bases 176 to 1867 code for a protein of 563 amino acids. The record is from RefSeq and is a predicted model, not a curated record. NCBI's taxonomy places the organism in Eukaryota, Metazoa, Chordata, Mammalia, Microbiotheria, Microbiotheriidae. Gene Ontology annotation, molecular function: GTP binding. The transcript has a single exon.
GUCUGCGCCCACGUGUGGCUGCUGCGUGCGCGCGCGUCUGCGCGCGCUUCCCCCCCCCCCCCCGCUCGCCCCCGGCCCCCUUUGAUCCUGCCUUUCAUCUUGAACGAGGUACUGAACCAAUUGCGGUCCAAGACCCGCGGGCGGUGUGGGGGCUUGGGGGUCCCUUCCCGAAGCGAUGACCAAGCGCCGCUCCCGGGCGGGCCCAGGCGGUAGGCCGGGUGCCGGUGGUCAGGCGGGCCGGCCGGCCUCGCGCCGGGGGCUGUCGGGGGCGCUCCUCGGGGCCCAGGAUGGUGCGGCGGCGCGUCCCGGCCGGGAGGCCGAGCUGAGGCGGCGGAGGCAGGAGGAGACGCGCGAGCAGCAGCGCCUGGCCCGAGAGCGCGAGCAGGGCCAGCGCCGCAGUCUGGAGGGCCUCCAGCGGGAGGCGCUGCGGCGUCAGCACGAGCACGAGCAGCGCGAGCGCGAUCUGCGUGCCCUGGCGCAGCGGCCGCCCCCGGAGCUGGAGCGCGAGGCCUCGCGCAAGGCCUACUACCGCGAGUUCAAGCGGGUGGUGGAGGCGGCCGACGUGGUGCUGGAGGUGCUGGACGCCCGCGACCCCCAGAGCUGCCGCUGCCCGCAGGUGGAGCAGGCCGUGCUGCAGGCCGGCGGCGGCAAGCGCCUGGUGCUGGUGCUCAACAAGAUCGACCUGGUGCCGCGCCAGCUGGCCCAGAAGUGGCUGGCCUACCUGCGCCACGAGCUGCCCACCGUGGCCUUCAAGGCCUCCACGCAGCAGCAGACCCGCCACCUGCAGCAGAGUCGCGUGCCGCCCACAAGCGCCUCGGCCUCGCUGCUGUCCACCGGCGCCUGCCUGGGCGCCGACUGCCUGCUGAAGCUCCUGGGCAACUACUGCCGCAGCCACGACCUGCGCACCGCCAUCCGCGUGGGCGUCGUGGGCUUCCCCAACGUGGGCAAGAGCAGUCUGAUCAACAGCCUGAAGCGUGCGCGCGCCUGCAACGUGGGCGCCACCCCGGGCGUCACCAAGUGCCUGCAGGAGGUCCACCUGGACAAGCACGUCACGCUGCUGGACUCCCCGGGCAUCGUCAUGUCCGACUCUGCCUCGGACACCGCCCUCAUCCUCCGCAACUGCCUGAAGGUGGAGCGGCUGGCCGACCCCGUGACGCCCGUGGAGGCCAUCCUGCGCCGCUGCAGCCCCCAGCAGCUGGCCCAGCGCUACGGCAUCCCCGAGUUCAAGACCACCGCCGAGUUCCUGGCGCUCCUGGCCCGCAGGCUGGGCAGACUCAAGAAGGGAGGCACCCCUGACCAGGAAAAGGCUGCCAGGGCCGUGCUGACCGACUGGAUGAACGGCAGGAUCAGCUACUUCACCCACCCGCCCGAGACGCACACCAUGCCCACGCACAUCAGCGCCGAAAUCGUGGCGGAGAUGGGCAAAGCCUUUGACUUUGAGGCCCUGGAGCAGGGCAACAUGGAGGCCUUGGCCAGCGUGCCACAGGGGCUUGUAGGCACUGACCAGAAGCCUUUCAGCCUCCCCGGUGAGACGGAAGAAGAGAUGCUAGAGGAGGAGGAAGAGGAGUUCUGGGAUGCCAAAGAAGACCUGGACGAUUUCAUGGAUGAAGACAAAGAUCCGGAGUUUGGUGCCAUCACCGUGGACCUCAAAGGCACCAAGAGUAAGAAGCCGGUAGAGGCUGAAGAGAAGCUGCCCCAGGCCCCCAAACUAGAAGAAAUCUGGGCCCUGGAUCCUCUCCAUCAGGGACAGGGCCUGGCUGCUGCCUGCAAGAGGAGAAAAAAGCUGCAGAAGAGAGCUAAUAAACUUGCAACAAAGCUGUCUGACAGCCUUGUGGCUGCUUUGGACUUAACUGUUACGGAUGAAUGAACAAUCUGUACCACCUGGUUAUGGACUAAUUUGGCCUAAAAACAGUGACAAAGGGCGCCCCACAUGUUGUGAGCAUGAGUUACUCAGCCAGGGUGCAUGGGACAAGCACUGUCCCCUACCCACAGCUUGCCCCAGAAGAGUGGACUGUGAAGGCCAGACCAGCCCUUUAAACACCAGUAUUUAAAAAUUAAAAAAAUAAAAAUAAAACAGCUAAUCAGGCAAUGUUCUGAUUGGUGGCAUUGUAUGAGGGGGAUUCAUAUUGGCUUGGGGAAAUGGAUUUUAUUCCAGAUCUCUGGGAAAGAGACUAGUGAGUGAGCAGUGGGGAGAAAUUGAGAGUCAUUCAUCCAGGGAAGUAGAGGAAAUGUUCUUAAGGGCAGUUGCAAGGUGAAAUGAGGUGUUUAGAUCUCAUUAAA